Amoebophrya sp. A120 is the source of this 3344-nucleotide messenger RNA. NCBI's taxonomy places the organism in Eukaryota, Dinophyceae, Syndiniales, Amoebophryaceae. The record is from the annotation of a GenBank genome assembly.
CAAUCAUGCGCCGCCAAUUUCCAGGGUUCCCGCUGCCCGACAGCGUCACUGUGACUGACUACACGGUGAAAAACACGGACCUCGACAACUACACUCAGCCCUACGCCCUACCGCCCGCCCCGCCGCAUGCCUUCAGCGACCCGUCGCACUUCAUCGACGCCCAACUGGCCGGGAUCUUGGAGUCCUUUCGCGAGGAGAUUCAGGACGCGACGAGGACCAGCGGGAGCCGGCCGCCCCGCGACGACAUGCUGCACUUGCGGUACGCCGGCGUGAGUACGUUGAACUGCAGGAUAGUCGCGGACGCGGCGGAGACGUCCAAGAUGUUCAUGACGCCUCUGCCGGCGAAAUACCCCGCGGACGCGCUGAAAUCCGUCUACAACAAGUUCAUGCUGUUGGCGCAGUGCCAAAAGGUCUUCGGGGACGAGAAAGUGACGAAUAUCGGGUUGGUUUUUUGCGAAGCCAUGAACCAAAAAGAGGGACUAGUCGUGCGGGCGCGGCCGGAUGUGCUGGAAAAGCUGAAGGCGGCGAUGACAAGCAACCAGUUUACGUAUUUUCGAAAACUGCGCAACUUCAGCUUCAUGGUCACGGGACCCGCCGCAUCGCUGCAGGGGUUGCGCCGCACUGCUCCGACACCGCUGUGCGCGUCGCUGUUCUUCGGGCAAAAUUUGACGAGUUUCGAUACGAAAGCGCUGGAUAAAUGGGUCGCGGGGAAAACCUCGACGCAGUGCUUGUUCAAUCCACAGCAGUGUCGGGCGCUCGCACUGGAAGCGUUGACGCCGAAUGGGCCGGUGAUUGUGCAGGGACCGCCCGGUAAUAGAGUGAUUCGGAUUUUUGAAUUAGAUGGCGAGUUCAUGACUACUGUGUCGCUUACACGCAAAAGUUUUGUAAAAAUCAUUCUGUGUAAGCGUCACGCACAGUUGCAAAAGUCCUGACCAAAGUGCAAACCAUCCCUGAACCUCUACCAUUUCCAUUUCCUCAACAUUCGAGGUACGGGUAAAUCGCACCUGAUCGCUCGCGGGAUUCUACCCCAGGUCAUCGCACGCGGCGGGCGGGUGCUUGUGUUGUGCAACAGUAACGUGGCCGUGGACGCAAUUGCGGAAAAAGUGGUGGAGGACGAGGAUCGACCGAUGCUCGACUACAAAUCGGCGAAGCAGCACUGCAUUCGGGCCGGGUACGAGAAGAAAUGUUCGAAGAAAGUCCUGCAAGCCGGGUGGUUCCGAGCUGGUUUCUUGGCUGAAAUUUCGUCGGGCGCGAAGUCCGUCGUGUUCACCACGUUACAUCACGCGAGCACCAAGCCCGACGAAUUUGUGCAGGCGAAGUUCGACACCUUGAUUCUCGACGAAGCGGGACAGGUGGAGGAUUUGAAGCUGUUCAUCUUGAGCCAGAAAAUCCCCACACUGCAGAAAGCCAUUCUCGUCGGCGACCACAAGCAAUUGCAACCCUACGUGUCCGAGGGGAUCCGGGAGCAGGGGUACGGCGUUUCCACGAUGGAGCGCUUGAUUGCCAGUCCGAGCAAGAGCAAUUCGAAGUCGGCAACGGAGGAGCAAGUUGCACCCAAGGAUGGAAUAUCAAAUGUAAAAGUGUCUGGGUCUGGAACAGAGCAACUUGUCAUGCUAAAUCGGAAUCAUGUAAGAAUGUGUGUUGCAUGAUUAGCAAAAGCUGUCCACUUUUGACCUAAUCGAGAGGCAGUUUCUCAUGCAGGAUAGGCAUGAUAGAACUCUCACAGAAUCUGUCGUGCUAUGUCCUUCAUACCAGACCUCAUGGGUCAUGGAAAACCUGCAUGACAAAUCGCGCAUUCUUCCAGACCCAGACACUUUUACAGUUGAUAUGGAACAUCAUCUUCUUCAAGAAAAGCCGUGGACUUUGUGAUGCUGGAGGAGCAGCACCGCAUGCCGCCGGCGGUGCGGGAAGUGGUCAGUCAGAAUUUUUACGACAACAAAUUACUCGACGGGCCGAACAUCCGCGACAAGUUUUUCACGAAGGAGUCGGGUUAUCAGCAACUUUUCGCGCAAACAAAGCCGACGGUUGUGGCUUUCGACUUGAAUUUCGGCGCUGCGGAUUUCAACAUGGCACAGCGGUCGCUGGAAAAUUUCCAGGAGGCGGAAAUCACCAGUUUUAUCUACAAGGGGUUGUUGCAAAAGCCCUAUUUCGACGAUGGAAGUUGUCAGCUCCCGCUCACGACAAAAGACAUUUGCGUGCUCUCCCCCUACAACCGCCACAAGAACCGGCUCCGCACGGUGCUCGCCGGCAUUCCCGAAACGGAGUGGGCCAAGUGGGAGAACAUGGACAUGGACACCUUGAUGGAUACGGAAAUCGACGAAAAAACGGCCGCGGUCAGGAAUAUCGACACGGUGGAUAAAUUUCAGGGUUCGGAGCGACAGGUCGUGAUCAUCAACACCGUCACGGGAAUGCAGCGUGCAAGGCAGGACAGCACGCAGCAGACCAAGCGCGCCUGCGACCCGCACUUCAUCAACGUCGCGAUGAGUCGGUGCAAGAGUGUGCUGUUUUUGGUUGGGAAAUUGUCGGAGCUGGGGGGAAUCAAGGACGAUCGGAACGCGUCGUGUUGGAACCCGAUCGUGAAGAUGUUGGAGAAAUCCGGGAGUGCGAAAGUUUUUUCCUGCUCCAACAUGGAGGAUGCGAAGCGGGGCAUGGCGGAAAUCGGGUUGCUACCGCCGGGAGUUGCUGUCCAGCAAGAGUUGGAGCCUGACGCGAAGAGAAGAAAGCUGUGAGUCCUUUUUAUCUUUCCUUUAUCAAGAAAGCACCAAAGAUCAUGCCACCCUUUGAGUAGUCGUGCUUGCUAAAACAAAGCUGCGGUACAAGGAAAACAGCGAAGUUCCAACAUCGAUAUCUUCGUGAUUGAUUCCAUGUCAGUAAACCUCCUCGCGGAGGUCUGAGAAACAAUAGGUAUGGCUAUGAUAUGGAUGUGCUUUUCAGUGGGAGUGGUUCGACGCCUUGCCCUUGAAUUUAAAUUUGAUGCUCGUGUCAUAUGAAAACAAAGAAAUUGAUCUAUACGAUCAUUGUUUUGCUUUUUCUCCCCUUUGUCGACGUUACACGACUUCGUUUACUCAGUCUCUGACCCGAAGUAUUCCUGCUUGUUUUUAGUCGUGGAUGGUGCAUUCUUGAAGCAUCAAUAGAAAGCCGGCACGUGAGUCAUUUUUUCUUCGCUUUGGUUCAGAGUCCAAGACCGAGUUGGGUUCGACAUCGAAUGGGUGAAAAGAGUGGGGAGGUGAUGAGGAAGUGUUUCUCGAUAUCGUCAAAACUAGCUGAUCUAUGGUAUGACAGUUUUUUUCGUCUCCGCAUUCAGUUUCGGUACCUUUUUUCUUUUUCUUGAAAAAUUUCGCUCC